Messenger RNA from Caenorhabditis bovis, 3621 nucleotides. The record is from the annotation of a GenBank genome assembly. NCBI's taxonomy places the organism in Eukaryota, Metazoa, Nematoda, Chromadorea, Rhabditida, Rhabditidae.
AUGAGCGAAAGACCAUCUAAAAACCUCGAGCCUCCUUCGAGGUCAAACGCCGGCACAAUCGACCAAAAUUUUUCGACGACGCCUGGCGUUCCGUCAAAUUCUGGAAACGCGUCCAGUCUUUCAACAUCCGGACAGCUCAUUUCGGCGGCUUCUGAACAGCUUCAUCCAAAUCAAUUUCAAGAGUUUUCGAGUCGCCCACAACCAAUGCAUUCAGGACAGCCGAACCAACAACAAGUAUUUGUUACUACCGAACAGAUGAAUGUUCAGCAGCGCCCACAGACUGUUCAAACAAUCCAGCUGAUGAAUAAUGCCCAGCAUCAUCAAAAUAUUCAACAGCCCCAACAAGUGCAGCUCGUUCGAUACACACAGCCCCAUCAAUUCAUCCAGCAACAACAGCAGCAUUUUGUACAACAACAGCAGAAUCAGCAAUAUAUCCAAAAUCCUGCACCGCAGCAAUAUAUCCAACAACGGCAUCCACAACAGUUUCAGCAAGUUGUACAAACUCAAGAGCCGACUCGCUACGUUUUACAUCUGCAGAAUGAAGGACCUUCACCAAUUAUUGGAAAUCUUCGCCUAGUUGGAACAGCGACAACAAGUCGCGCUGCAAUCAACACAACCCAAUUAAUUCAACAAAACACAUAUCGCCUUCAACCACAGCCGCACACUGUUCAUUAUUCCAGAGGACCAGUUCAGUAUUCUUUGGUUCCCGCUGGACAUGGGCCACAAGAAACUCACAUUGUUGCUCAACAACCAAAUGUGGCCGAGUUUCGCGUCGAACCACAGCAACCGCAGCCACAAGCCGUCAGUUUUCAGAAUCCUUCUUCAGCCGAGAAUGGCACUCCGCCCCUGGUCCCAGUAUAUCGCAACACUCCUUUGACUCCACCACGUGCUAAAAACGCAAUUCCCGCUCCUCGUCUAGAUCCGCCGAUAGAUGAGGCUGCAAAAAUAACCAAAAUUGGUCUCGAUGGGCAACCUAAAGAAUACAUUCCUCCUCCUGCGCAAAAAGCUCCGGAAAAACCAAAUACGGCAGCCGAUGAUGAAGAUGGCUUUGCCGAUUUUUUGAAUGAAGCAAUAUCUCAAGAAGCGCGUCCUGUUAAAUAUCACGAAAUAAAUGGAAAAAUCAUCGUAGAGUACAACAAAAUGCCUUCAUUUAUGGAACGUUAUGGCGAUAAGCUUAAAAAUAUUAAUAACUUCCUCGGACUUCCGGAUGAAGCGAUCGAUGGACUGAUAGAUUCGUUGGAAGAAGUUGACGACGAGGAGGAGGAGGAGAAAGUUGUGAUAGAAGAAGUGGUCACAGAGGAUUCGAUGGACGAUGACGAUGUGAAGAUUCUAGAAGAAGUUAAAACAGAGAAUUUGGAGAAGAAGAUUAGCACUCCGUCGAAUUCCGCCACUUCUUCUGUGGCUAAGCAAACUUUGGCAAACGAGAAAACAAGACCGAAGCGUACCAGAGCUGUUACAACGCGUUCAAAGACGGCACAACUGGAAGCGACACCACCGCAACCACCACCCGUCUCGAGCGGUUCAGUCACUCAGGCCUCGAAAGAAAAGCGUCGAGUUUCGAGAAAAACUAAAAAAACUAAAGAGAAGCACAUCAAAGAUGAAGAAGAUUUUUACGCGGAUAGUGAUUCUUCGAUUGAAGUGAUACCACCAAAGCCAACCACUCGGGCAAAUAAGCGUGUUUGUAGUAAAAUUUCAAAAUCUGGACGAAAGGGUCGCUCGAAUAGUGUCGAAUCAACUCCUCCAUCAAAAAAAGAAAAAGCUGUCUCCAAGGCAAAAAAUCCGAUUCGCUACAGAUUCAGAAAGUCGAGCCCUGCUUAUAGAGAAAAGAGCUACGAUACUAGCGAACUUUCCGAUUUUGAGGACGACUUAUCUGAGCACAUGGAUAUUAAACCGUUCGAGACAUCAAAAGCGUCGUCAUCGUCUCGCACAUCAAAUAAUAAAAGAUGCGAUAUUGAUGUGAAAAUCGAACCGUCGGAGCCAGAAGCAACUUCCAAGAAAGCAGCUGCUUCACAAGCUAUUGCUGAAGAAUUCUUUUCCACAAGACGAGUUACCCGGCGUUCGGCUGCUGCAGCGCAAUUGGCUUUGAAGGAGGAAGACCAAAAAAUGCUAAAAGUCGAAGAAAUAACACAUGAGUCCGCGCAAAGUACUCCGACUAAUUCAACCAAAGUUGCCACCCGAAGGUCUGCUCGAAUGCUCUCUACUCGAUCGAGUUCGACUCAAUCAAAUUCGAGCACAAGAACUUCGCGACAAAAUUUAUCUCCUCAUAUAUUUGCUGUCCCGCAAGAAAAUGACGAGAAGCACGUCUUGUCGGAAGACAGCACUACGGAAUCAUCGCGAGCUGAUUCACCAACGGAGUCGGCUCAUAAAUCAUCCUCUCAUGGCCAAGAGGGAGUAUCUCACAAAAGUGCAAAAAAAUCAUCCGCCGGUAAAGAAGGCUUAAAAACUUCAUCUAUUAAAGCUGCACGCUCUCCAACUGGAAAAUACGCUCCAAAGUCUAUCCUCAUAAAAGAUUCUUCACAAGUUUCGAAACCAAAAGUUUCUGUAUCAGAUGGCUCACCGGAAUUAUCUUCACAUAUUCCGACAUCUUCAUGUGCGACAUCGACUGAAUCUACACUACCAAAUACUGUCUGUACCAGGUCAAGGAAGUUGUCCUCGGCUAAAACGUUUCUCCCAACUUCUACACCUAAAUCUGAAUGUAAGGAAGAUAUCUCAAAAGCGCCUUCGAACACUCUGGCCAAGGAUGAUACACCAGUUGUAAAAACGAAAGCCGUUUCAGAUGUCGGUGAGCAGAAAACUUGGAAGGGUCCUGGACUACCCACAGUGCAGGAUCCAUCUCUUACACAUAAGGAUUAUCCUCAUGUAUUGGCGCAUGUUCGCAUUCCUCGAGAUGGAAUUAAAGACAUCGACGAUGAACAAGGACGUCUCGUAGCUCGCAUUACAUACCCGCCAAAUCCGCCCGGUGUACGAGGACCCCUGCGAGCCGUCGUGGAAGAAUUUUAUGACCCUUGUGAUGAUUCACAACCUUCGGCACUUGAUGACGCGCUGAAAGCUUCAUUGCCAGGAAAACAAGUCAAUGUUGCACACGCAGAAUCUGAUCAGCGAGGAAUAAAAGAAGAAAAAAGCCCCACAAUCAAAGUGGAAGAGAAGCCGAAUAUUUAUCAAAAGUAUGAAAUGUCGCCAAGCACCACUAUUCGACAACAGGGUUCGCCAUAUACCCUUCACCAGAAAUACGAAAUGCUUGACAAGAAGCCAUCAGCAAAAGAACUCGUAGCCGAAACUGCUUCGAAUGGUGUUGAACUCCGUCGUAGGAAACUCCGUAGAGUCUUGGAAGAUAUUUGCACUAAAGUUGGAUGCACACCUGAGAAUCUUCCUGGCGGAGUCCCCAACAAGCGCAUUUCGCAUUUUACGCUGCAAGAUUCUCAGGACUGGGUUUACUCUAUCACCAAUAGCGACGCGGCUCGUCAAAGAGUUAUCAGUGAAGAAAUUGACGGCGACACGUUGAUGCUUGUCAGUCCUCGCGAGCUGAGUGAUUGUCUUCAGCUUCGUUUCGGACCCGGAAAGAAGAUUCAAAUGGCACUUUCUGUGCUCAGAGAAUACGAUGAGAUUCUCGCUAAACUGUAA